AUGUCUUUGGCAAUCACGUUUUAGUCACGCAUGAUCCACAGGCAAUAGAGCACUGCUCUAUAGAUCUUGUAGGUAUACUUUAGUAUAGUUAAAACGAGGUAGCCAUGCUAUUUAACGUGGCACCGCUAUUGGACGGCAGAAACCAAGCUGGGGUUAUUCUAGCCGUUUUCUUGGGUUAUUACAUCAAGCGACGUUUCUUCACAUCCAAAAAGCGCUCUAUUAAAUGGAAGAACCCCUUUGCUCAAGACUCUAGGUCCCCCUUGACUCCACUGGUUACUGAACAAGAGAAACGUGAUGAAAUCUUGAAGAAAGCCUUUACCAAACAGCUUGCCACUGAACACCAAUGGGAUGCUAUAGUUAUUGGAAGUGGCAUGGGAGGUCUCUCCAGUGCAGCCCUGCUCAGUAAAGCAGGUCUUAAAGUCUUGGUUCUUGAGAAGCACGGCAAAUGUGGUGGCGCUUGUCACAUCUUUAAAGCAGAAGGCUAUGAGUUUGAUGUUGGAAUUCACUAUGUUGGGAAUCUUACCCGUCACACCCUUAAUAAAACUUUGUUGGAUCAAAUUAGCGAUGGACAAAUCCAGUGGGCUCUACUUGAAAACAAUUUCGACCGUGUGAUUGUCGAUGCCAUGUCUCCAACGCAACGCGAAUACAAUAUUCCGUCCGGUCGUGGUGUUUGGAAAAAUCAGCUGAUUGAGCAAUUUCCCGAAGAGCAAAAAGCCAUCGAAACUUUUUUCUCAAUGGUCAACAAAGUGACCCGUCAAACCAAAGCCUGGGUUAUGGUCAAAGUGAUUCCCAUCUGGCUGGUCAAAUUGAUAAGCCUGUUUGGCUUACCGCGUUUUUUGAGCGACUUUUAUGCCCUGGGUGGCCGUACACUCAAAGACGUCAUUGAGAGCUUAACGAAGAACAAGGAUCUACAGCUUCUAUUCGCCUACAGCUGGGGAACCUAUGGCGAGCCACCGAACCGCAGCAGCUUUGCCCUGCAAGCUCUACUUCACGCUCACUAUGAAGACGGGGCUACGUAUCCGAUCGGAGGAGCUUCAGAAAUCCCAUAUCGAAUUGUUCCGGUCAUUGAACGGGCGGGAGGUCGCGUCCUGAUGAAAGCCCCAGUCUCCCAGAUUCUCACAGAAGAUGGGAGGGUGACGGGUGUUCGUGUGGGCAACAAGGAGAGUUCCGCAGUCGAUAUCUUCGCCCCCAUAGUCAUUUCUGAUGCAGGCAUCCACAACACUCUUAUGGACUUGCUUCCGGAAAACAUUGCCAAAACGUCUCCCGCUUGGCCUUUAACCAGUGCAAUGAAACCAGGAAUCGGUUGCUUGAGCGUUUUUAUAGGACUUCGGGGUACGGCUGAAGAAUUGGGCCUCAAAGCCGAAAAUCUCUGGGUCUUUACCGACUCUAGCCUUGAAGAUGGAUUUAACAACAUUUUCGAUGGUAGAACCCUGGAUGAUGUGCUCUACAAGCCUUAUCCAGCCUUUUUCGUAGGGUUCCCUUCUGCCAAAGACCCUUCGUGGGAGAGUCGCUAUCCAGGCCGCAGUACCAUCACGGUCGUGUCGUUCGCCCCGUACUCUUGGUUUGCUCAAUGGUCGGAUUUGACGGUUAAGAAGAGGGGCGAUGAGUACGAUUCGCUGAAAAAUGCCAUCGGUCAACAAAUCAUCGAUCAAAUUACUCAUCUCUACCCCGACCUGAAGAAUGCCAUCGAUUAUUUUAGCGUUGGGACUCCAAUUACUAAUGAGCACUACCUUAACGCCAAAGAAGGUGCCAUUUACGGCCUGGAACACGGCGUCGAGCGUUUCAGCCCGAAACAGGCGUCACUGUUGCGUCCCGAAACCGGCAUCGAAGACGUUGUCGCCAUAUUAUUACGACUGACUCGAGUGCUCAUUUCUUUCAACAACCACUAAAUAACCUUAUACGGUGUCCCAUCCAUCAAUUCAUUCUACCCUCAUCCAGGAUUGUUUCUCAGCGGGCAGGACGUGAUGUGUUCCGGUUUGGUGUCUGCAAUGCUGAGCGGCCUUCUCUGUGCCAGCUCCGUCUUGAAAACUAAUCUUUUCAAUGACCUCAUUCUAUUGCACAAGAAAGUGAAGGCCGCCGCCGCUGCCGCCGCCACGGCUCAAAGCCAACGCAGUAAGGAAGACUAAGUACAUUUCGCCUUCCGGUUGACUAUUUUUGAUUCAUCAUUGUCAAUCGUGAAUAACAGUGCCAUGGUUUUGCAAUUUCUUGGCCAGAAAAAAACAAACAAACUAAAUCACUGCUGUCCUGUUGCGUCACACCAUAUAGUCUGUCUAUUGUUUACUCAACAUAAGAAAUAUAUAUGUACGAACUUA
Messenger RNA from Daphnia pulex (common water flea), 2312 nucleotides. RefSeq names its product all-trans-retinol 13,14-reductase-like. The record is from RefSeq and is a predicted model, not a curated record. The transcript has 12 exons. Bases 105 to 1889 code for a protein of 594 amino acids. NCBI's taxonomy places the organism in Eukaryota, Metazoa, Arthropoda, Branchiopoda, Diplostraca, Daphniidae.